AGGGGCCGGCGCAGCGCGCCGCCGCCCGCCGCCCCCCAGACGGGACUGGCCCCGCACCCCCGGCCGCGCUCACCGGGACCCCCGCCUCGCCCCAGAGCCAGGAUCGGGGGAGAGGGGACGCUGCCGGACGCCGCUGCGGAAAGAACCAACAUGCAAAGUGGAAGGAAAAGCGAAACUGCUCUUUUAGCAAAAAAAUAAUGGCUUUCAGCCCCUUUCAUAUGUUUUCAUUUUACUUCAUAAUGGGAGGAGCACGAUUCUCUGAAUCAUUGAGGCAAAAUUUGGGCAUCAUUGGCUGAAGAUAUGAUGAAAGAAGACUUGAAAAUGUGCCAAUACUCGAUGACUAUUAAUUCAGACAAACCUUUCACAAAGGAAAAUAGUGGUUAAAAGCCCCACAGUCUCAUCUAAAGGAGCUAAUGAAGGAUUUCUCUUUGUUUUUUCUUUCUUCCCUUUCUCCCAUGAGUCCAAAAAGUGAAAGAUGGAAAGAGCGUGUAUACAAAUCGAGAUAAGAGGAAGGCUGAAGAAAGUAGUUUCAGUUUUUAAGUGUGUUUUCCAAGUGCUGUAAAUUCCCUAAAUAAUCAAAUUCAACCCAUUGUUUUGAAUAAAUUAUAUCUUUUUGUGAUCAGUGAAGGCUUUUUUUUUUUUGGUCAGCUCUAGGAGUGGAAUUUGAUCUGACUGAAGGCAUUAACACAGAAAAUGUAUGGCUCUGAUUCCUGUUUUCAAAUCAAAGUUUACAAGUUAUCAAAGUUUUGGUUUCUUUCUGACUGUAUUGUCAACCUGUGUUUUGUAUGUUUAUCUCGGAGAUUUUACUUUCUCCCAAUUUUAAUGUUUAUACUGUAUUGUUGUAUUUGAGAAAAAUGUGAACAGACAAGGCACCUGAGAUUUAACUUCUCAACAGCCUCGCUAUUUCAAUGUUGUAGCUCAAAUUACAAGUAAUCUGAGUAUCUGUUAGAAUGUGCAGUAAACACUAAGUCUUUUCUUUGAAGAAAAAAAUGCCUUAAUAUGCUCAUGCUUGUGCUAACUGGAUCAAAGCUUGAUAUCUGAACGUUGUGUUUUGUUAGGAAGUGCAUGCCUGGGGAAGAGGAUCUGCCUAAUGGAUCAUGGCUCUGAUGCUUACAGGGCAUACCUUAUUUCUAGCAUUAAUGAUGUUUGCUGUCUUCACUUUUGAAGAAUCUGUAAGCAAUUACUCUGAUUGGGUGACUUUCAUGGAAAAUGUAGGUCAAUAUGAGAAACAGAAACUUGAAGGUCUUGGUGCUGAGCAGAAGCUGAAAAAAACAGUUCUGCAUCCAAGUUUGUAUUUCGAUGCUGAGGAUGUCCAUGCACUGAGGCAGAAAGCUCACACAAGCCACUCACAUCUAUUUAGAGCUAUCAGAAGUGCAGUGAUAGUUAUGCUAUCCAACCCAUUAUACUACCUACCUCCACCCAAGCAUGUUGAUUUUGCUGCAAAGUGGAAUGAGGUUUAUGGUAACAAUCUGCCACCACUAGCAUUUUAUUGUUUGUUGUGCCCUGAAGAUAAAGCUGCAUUUGAUUUUGCCCUAGAAUAUAUGGACAGAAUGGCUGGUUACAAAAACUGGUUGGUGGAGAGUGCACCUGGUGAUGAAGUGCCACUGGGACACUCCCUAACUGGAUUUGCCACUGCUUAUGACUUCUUGUAUAAUUCACUGGAAAAUGUGAGAAGACAAAAAUACCUGGAGAAGAUACGGUCUGCAAGUGAGGAAAUGUAUGAGUACUCAAAGGUUCGUUCCUGGGGAAAGCAGCUUCUCCAUAAUCACCAGGCAACCAAUAUGCUUGCUUUGCUCACUGGAGCUUUAGUUACAGGGGUGGACAACGGAUCUCAGGCAAAUAUUUGGAAACACACUGUUGUUGAUGUGAUGGAGAAAACAAUGUUUCUGCUCAAUCAUAUUGUAGAUGGGUCUCUGGAUGAGGGAGUAGCUUAUGGGAGUUACACAGCUAAGUCUAUAACCCAGUAUGUUUUCCUGGCCCAGCGUCAUUUUGGUAUUAACAACUUGGAAAAUAAUUGGCUCAAAAUGCACUUUUGGUUUUACUAUGCCACCCUAUUACCAGGCUUUCAAAGGACUGUGGGCAUAGCAGAUUCUAAUUACAACUGGUUUUAUGGUCCUGAGAGCCAACUGGUUUUCUUGGAUAAGUUUAUCAUGAAGAAUGGAGCUGGCAACUGGUUGGCACAGCAAAUUAGAAAACACAGACCCAAAGAUGGACCAAUGGUGCCAUCCACCGCACAGAGGUGGAGCACAUUGCACACCGAGUUUAUAUGGUAUGCUGCUGAAAUCACUCCUCGACCACCUCCUGACUAUGGCACUGCUAAAUUGCAUGUGUUUCCUAAUUGGGGAGUUGUUACUUAUGGGGCUGGAUUGCCAAGCAGCCAGACAAACACCUUUGUGUCCUUCAAGUCUGGAAAACUCGGUGGACGUGCUGUCUAUGAUAUUGUCCACUUUCAACCAUAUGCCUGGAUUGAUGGGUGGAGAAGUUUCAAUCCGGGACAUGAACAUCCUGAUCAGAACUCUUUCACUUUUGCUCCCAAUGGACAGGUGUUUGUAUCUGACGCUCUCUAUGGACCUAAACUCAGCCACCUGAACAAUGUCUUGGUGUUUGCCCCAUCUCCUACUAGCCAGUGCAACCAGCCUUGGGAGGGACAGCUUGGUGAGUGUGCCCAGUGGCUGAAGUGGAUUGGUCAUGAGGUUGGAGACUCAAGUGGAGAAAUUAUAACAGCCUCCCAGUCUGGGGACAUGAUGUUUGUGAGUGGUGAGGCGGUCUCUGCUUACACAUCAGCAAUGAAAUUGAAAAGUGUAUAUCGCAUUUUGCUGCUCUUAAAUUCUCAGACUUUGUUAGUUGUAGACCAUAUUGAGAAGGAGGAAGACUCUCCUGUUAAUUCUGUCAGUGCCUUUUUUCAUAAUCUUGACAUUGAUUUUAAAUACAUACAAUAUAAAUUUAAGAACAAAUACAACGGAGCUAUGAUGGAUGUGUGGGAUGCCCACUACAAGAUGUUUUGGUUUGAUCAUCAUGGGAGUAGUCCUGUUGCUAGGAUACAAGAGGCAGAACAAGCUGCUGAAUUCAAAAAGAGAUGGACUCAGUUUGUAAAUGUUACCUUUCCAAUGAAAAGCACGCUUGCAAGGAUUGUUUACCUUUUCUAUGGCCCAUAUGUCAAUGUUUCUAACUGCAGGCUCAUUGAUAAUGCAAAGUCUGGAUUUCAGAUUUCACUCAGUGUCAACAACACUGAAAAUACGGUCUUUGUUGUGACUGAACAUCAGAAUUUAAAGACCAGGUUUGAUUACUUGGGAUUUGGUGGUUUUGCCAAAGUAGUUCAUGAAAACAAAGUAACCAAGUUUGGUCUAGGUACUGAAUCUGUGGAAAAACGGAUUAAAAUUAAUAGGGUGGUUUUCCCAUUUGGAUUCAAAGUGAACAUAAUCGCAGGGUUAAUUUUGGGUGUUAGUUUGGUCAUACUGGCUUUUCAGUGGCAGUUUUACAUAUCCUUCAGUAAAAUGUUGCGUUGGAUCCUUAUACUAGUUAUCACAUUGUGGCUUAUUGAAUUGGUGGAUGUGUGGAGCAUGUGUACCCAGCCCAUCUGUGUGAAAUGGAGCAGUGACUUGACAAGGCUAGAACAUGAUAAAGGCAAUAAAGCCAAACAAUUAGAAGGGAACCCCGUUGUUUUGCCAGAUGUUAUAAUUACUUCGCUUCCUGCCUCUGGUGCAGAAAUUUUAAAACAGGUGUUUUUCAAUAGCAGUGACUUCUUAUAUAUGAGGAUACCUACAGCCUAUCUAGAAAUUCCUGAGAGUGAAUUUGAAAUUGAUUCAUUUGUAGAUCCAUGUGAAUGGAAGGCUUCUGAUGUUCAGAAUGGUAAUUUUAAUCUUCUCAGAGGGUGGCUCCAGUCUUUAGUCCGAGACACAAAAUUACAUUUACAAAACAUUCAUUUAUAUGAAGCCAGCAGAAGUAAAAUUACUCAGCAUUCUACCAUAAGCAAGGACAAAAAGAAGAGAUCGAAAAAGAGAGAAUCUCUGUCAGAGCAAAGAAGCAGGGCAAGAGUAAGUCAAGAUAAAGAUGCUGAAUAUAUUAGGGAAUUGAGAAGACACCUUGUCUACUAUCCUAAUGCACGACCUGUGCUUAGUUUAAGUAGUGGGAGCUGGACAUUAAAGCUUCCCUUCUUUCAGGAAAUCUUAGGACCACCAAUGAGAGCAUUAUAUGUAGUAAGAGACCCACGAGCAUGGAUUUAUUCAAUGUUGUACAAAAAUAAGCCAAGUCUUUACUCCUUGAAAAAAGUUCCACAACGCUUGGCUGCAAUGUUCAAAUGGGAAAAUCAUAAAGGAAAAUGUAGUCUAAGUGAAGGCUAUGCCUUUGAAUAUGAAUCAUUAAGAAAAGAACUUUCAAAAUCUAACUCAAACGCUGUUUCUGUGUUGUCCUAUUUAUGGCUUGCAAACACAGCAGCAGCACUGAGAAUAAAUGGUGAUUUGCUGCCAACAAAUUAUCAGAUGAUCAAAUUUGAAGAUAUUGUGAGCUUUCCUCAGAAGAUGGCUGAAACAAUUUUUGCCUUUCUUGGUAUUCCUCUUUCUCCUGCUAGCUUAAACCAAAUAUUAUUUGCCACCUCCACCAGUCUUUUCUAUCUUCCUUAUGAAGGGGAAAUUUCACCAAGUAGCAUUCAUGCCUGGAAACAAAACAUGCCCAAGGAAGAAAUUAGACUGAUUGAAGAUAUUUGUUUUUCUUUAAUGGACCACUUAGGAUACCCAAAGUUUGUAGAAUAAAUGCUGCCGGUCAGCAGAAAUUUGCACUAAUUAUCUCUGAUUUCCAAUUUGUGGAUAAAUAUUAGAGAAGUUUGUUUAUUCUUGUAAAAUGUGUACAGUCUGCUACUUUCAGAUAAAUUAUUUUAAGAAAAAGAUACUUGUUCUUGCAGGUGUUUUUUGUUGUUUCUUUUUGUUGUUUCUUUUUUCUUUUUUUUUUUCUUUUUCUUUUUUUUAAUAAUAAAUAGAAACAACUUGUAACUACUUUUGCUGCCUUUGGAAAAACAAACAAAAAACUGUGUGAACCUUUAUGGAACUACCAACUGAGGGCUCUAUAGCUCAGGGGAUUAGUAAUAGAAUAUGGAGCUUUUCACCUCCUGCUCACCAGUUUGACCACAGCCCAGGUGCUUAGUUCCCAAAAGUAGUUACUAUCUGUUGAUUGUAUGAAGGUUUAUAUGAAUUUAAACUGGUGGUGUUGGCCCAGUUCCCAGUGGUGAUAAUUAACUCCCUUGGACAGGUUUUCUGAGACAUUCUGUCUCACUGGUCAGUGCAGCGGUGCAAAAUAAACACAAGCUGAGGUUUAAGGCUGUUCAGUAGGUGAAAACAGCUACGAUAUUUGAGGGAAUCUAGUUCCUUAUUUACAGCCUCAACAGGCCCAGAACUGAAACGGAUAUUGAAUAUCGCUGUAUGAUAUGGUUCCUUCAGUUCAGAGACACAGCACUUACAUUGGGUUUGUCCUUUGACUUCAUUCUCAAUGGCUGACAACAUCACCUCUUGUGAGCAUGAAGUAAACUAUCUGAAGAAAAAGAAAUGGGGUAAAAUUUAAGAAACUGAGAUAUCCCAAACUAACAGUUAAAUGUGGAAAGGAUUUUUUGUAGCUUUGACCUGCCUCAGUCAACCUGUCUUAAUUUUGAAGGUUGUUAACAUCUUGACUCCUCAUUCUGCUUAAUUGUGCACCUCUUAUCUAACAGGUUCUGGAAGAAUCUUUUCUUUUUGAGUGAGAUGUUGCCGUCUUUCUUUGUUGUAAAACAUUCCUCUGCUGAUUCUUGUGCAUAAGUUCACCAAGGCCAGUGCAAAUAUUUGAUGUUGAUGUCUUCAUAACAUGAAAAGCUAAGAUUUAGAAGAUCUUAAAUUAAUCUCCAGGUCUUUGUUCCUGAGGGAGGUUUUGUUUUUCUGUAUGGUGUAUUUCUGAAGGACAACCAUUGCUUACCUCAGAUCUCCUCUCAGAGACUGGAGAAAUCUGAAACUCGCUCUAUUCUCAGCCACUUCAUGUUUGAGUAAUUCCCCACAGUAAAGUAUCUCCAAACUCUGCUAUCAUGUUUUUAUCAUGACUAGCGUUUCUUUAACAUGACGCUGUAAUAUGAUAUUGAUUUGGAAACAGAUAAGUUUGAUAGAGUAGAUAUGUCUUUGUCAUGGCUUGUUUUCUUUUUGAGUCACAGCUUUAGUUUUGCACAUUCCCAUUAAGCACAAAGGUUUCCUAAUUUAACUUGCUGAUUAUUCUUUGGAAAUGCAUGCAUACUGUAAAUGUCUGCAGAUGUGUAAAUCUGAUCACAAAGAAGCAUCUGUUUCCUUUAUCAUCUAUUUUUUAUUACAAAUGGAAUUGUCUUGAAACAUACUUCCUUUUUUUUUUUUUUUUUUUUGUGGGAGCUGGUGUCGGAGUUUGGGGUUAUUAUAUUGAAAUAUAUGUGUAAUUUUUGUUUAUUUGGGUAAUAAGCAUUAGAUUAUAUCAGAAGUGUAGUGAGUCUCUUCAUACAGAUUAUAAGUACCAUUCCUGAUUUCUAAUAUAAAGGAGUUAUUGCUUUUCCUUCCAAUCUUACUACUUGUCCUUGUCUUAAUCCCUCUGUCUUGUCCUUCUCAUAUACACAUUUAAUAUCCUUUGGAGCACAUUGUGAUGUCUCAUCAUGACCUAGAUAAAAGUAGCUCUUUCUCUACCAAUCAUUUGUGUGUCAAAAUGGGCCUCUAGCAUGAUAAACCCAUUGAUAUUUUGCAGUCUCACUUACCAAAACUUAACUGCUGUUUACUAGCAGCAGCUAAUUUUUUCCUCCUUCUAUUCUAAGUCUCAACCCUGGCUGGGUGGAAUGUCCUGUUAAAGGAGAUAUGAAACAGGUUAAUAAACACUGACAUGGUAGUGAAAGUUCAGUUUUCAACUACAUCCUUUCAAAUUAGUUUCUCUCUGAAGCCAUUUUUUAUGAUAUGAAAAAAAAAAAAAAGUAUUAAUGUCUGUACAAUUUUCUGUACUUGACAGAAUAUGUUUAUAAAUUUGCCUUCUAUUUCCAGGAUUUAUACUCUAGAAUCAGAACAAAUAAAAAGGCUUUUUCUCUGUCGGAUGUUUUAGGGCAACUGAAGGUAAGAGUUAAGACUGACUAUAUAUUUGUGGAAGUAGACACCUUUAAAUCCCUUCCUGAAAGUGCUUUAUAGAAUGCUGUAUAGAAUGCCUAUAAACCAACUUUUCAUUUGUUUUUGAGGAGUUAAGGUAUACAGGAUGAUCUGUCAAGAGGGUUAGCCAUGCUUCUUUUGGAAUACAGGUUAUCUCAUGCAUUUAUGUUCAGAAUACAUGCUAUUGCUGUCAUUUCUUAUAUGCAAGAUUUAGGAGCUAUUUCUUUUCUGUACUGUACUCUCCAGGGUCUAAGAAUGCAUAAUCUAUUAUUCAGAUUUGGAUGCACUGUGUGUUCCUAGUACAAAUUUAAUAAGAUAAAAAAAGAUCUCCUUUAUUUUUGGAUCUUGUUGUGAGGGCAAACGCGUUAACAUCAUUACAGUAAAAUACAUAGAGGGAAAGGCAGUGUCUUUGAAAAAAUAGGGUAGGAAUACUUAAGGUAUGACAACUCUAAUUUUUCACCAAGUAAUUGCUUUGUUUGGAUUUAGAUGAUGAAUUACUUGACCACUUGACUGAAGUUAGUACCAGACAGGAGUUAUCCCAGCCAUGGAGUUGAUUGAGUUUGUAUUUAAAUUGUGGCCUUGUACCUGCAUGAACAGCAACCCAAGACACAUUGGGAACAUGCAUGUGAUUGCCCAUCCAAAUCUGAGACUUUGUAUAAUAACUUCCAGUGGCACCAACCAUUUUAUUUAUGAAUAAAUUUCACAGCUGUGAUGUGGAAAAGCAGCAAUGCUGUGAAGGUCUGGUAGUAAAAAACAAACAAACAAAAACAAAACCUUGCCUUUCUCUAUUAAAGGCUAAAUUAUAAUUUUAUAUCUGCUGAUCUUAAGUCAGAUUGGUCGUUACACUAUUUUUUUCAUGUGCAAAUGUUCCCAUUGAGACUACUGUCACUCUGUGUAUGAAGAACAUGCGUGUAAUUUUAUAAUAUGUAAUUAUUUUGUGGGUGUACAUUUACUGACAAAAUUCUUUUCAAUCACUUGCAUCCAGAGGAAUGCAGACUUUAACCUUAUCUUUCUCCAUAUAGUAAUGGUUCAGAAUGUCAGUAACAUUUGAGAAUGUUAGAUUGAUAUUUUUUUUUUUUUGAAAAGCAUGAAUAUUUAGGUAUGUUGAUUGAAAAGUGUUCUAGCACUUUCAAUUAUACUUCAGAAAGAUGCUCAUGAAAACUAGUCUCAUAUCUUAACUUUGCUUCCACUUUCUCCCUGUGUUAAAUGUUAGUAAUAGUUUGUACUACAUUGAACAUAGUACUAUAUUUGAACUCACCUAUUAUGAGAGAGCAAAGAUUUUGACACAUUUUAGAAAAGAAAUCUUUAUUUAAAUGCUUACCUCAGAAUCAUAUUUGGAAGCCUAAGGAAAAUAAACACCAAGGAACACAUUUCAGUUAUUUACUUACUUUGUAACUAAAUGACAUUGGCCCUGGGACCUAUGUAAGAGGGUCUUGGCAUUCAGAGUUAUAUCACAUGGCAUGAAUCUAUAGUCUCUGAGCACAUUUACAUGCUUUUAUUUCCCCAGUAAGACUUUUUUCCAUGAUCAACAUCAGUGAUGAUGAGCUACAGUAUCAUGGUCAGAUUGGUUCCCUUCUCCCUCUUAGCAUGCAAUUGACAUGCAACUCUUCAUCGGAAUUUAUGUUUGAACAGUGAAUUUGCAGGAUCCAGGAGUGAAUUUCUGGACAAUAUCCUCAGUUAUAUGUAAAAUAUAUGAUACAACUCAUUUGAUGCUGAAAUACUAUUUUGAUAGUGUUAGAAUGCAAAGCAAACAACAAAAAUGCACUUCAGGUUUUGUAAAGUUAUCAAUAACUAUUUUGUAGAGCUCCAGUUAUGGAUUAGAUUUAUUUAUUUAUCUAUUUGUUUAACCAUUAAAAUGAUUUCACUUGCUCUUCAGACUUCAUGAUGUGACUGCUAGGGGAUUCUUGUCUCUGCCUGACAGUCAGUUAUUUCCAUUAUUAGUCUUGGCGACUAAGAGGAACAUGAUCAUACAAAGUCUGGAAUAUAAUAGUGCAUUUACUCAAAAAAAAUUGAAGUGCACAUUUCAUGAUUAAGGAUAAAAAUAUGGCCCAUAUGUUGGGGUCCAUAUGUUGGUAUAUACUAUAAUUAGUAUCUGUAUUUAUUUAUUUCAGGAGAGUUAGAAGUAAAAGUAAUUUAUCUUUUUUUUUUUUUUUUAAUUACACUAAACCAUUUUCUUCAAGAGAAUAAGUACAAUCAGGAUAUCAUAUAAUUCCUUUCUUCAUCUGGACUCCAUUUUAGUUUUGGUUCAGACUAAAACUUUUGUUUUAUGUCUUAUUAUGAAUGGGCUGUUUUCUGAGGUAAGAUUCUGUCUGGAAACUUCAGAGUUAUGAUUCUGUCUGGAGAUUCCAUUUCAUUGAAUUUCUGUGAGGAAUAUCAUGCACUACAAAUUUAAAUCCCUAAAUUGUGAGCUGUUCAGAUUUGGGCCAAAAAUAGAAUAAUGCCUUGCUGACCUCAAAGAAUGUUUUUGCCAUUGACUUUAACAGGGCGUAAAAUACUACCCCAAAUAUUUUUUUUCUUGGAAGGAGCUAUGCAAAAUUUGUGAAAUAAAUAAAAGUCUCUAGAUCAUUCUUUAUUAACUGGAGACAACAUUAGCUGGUUUCUAAAAUGUAAAAACUGAUUUAUCUUUGGAUUUUUCUCUCUUCUCUAAACAAAUGUUACCUUCUAGAGAAUUGCUGUCUACCUAGCCUGAAUAUUUCUAAACAUCAGAAAUUACUGGAAAUAAUUUCAUCAAAUGAUCAAUCAAGGUUACUGUUCUUAAUAUUAGAAAAGAGAUUUAAAUGCAUUUCAAUAAUGUGAAAAAUAAUUGUGCACUAACAAUAAUCAAAGGUAUCUAUAGACCAGUAAAUUUAUAAACUCAUAAAUGUAGGUAUAGGAACAAAAAUAUUCAAAUUAAUGUAUGAAGUACAGUUUCAAAUGUCAGGACUUGGAUUUUAUUUAGUGAGGAGAAAUUUGCUGAUACAUAAUCUGCACCAUUUUCAUAAAGUAUAUGAAUGGGUAAUCUUGUGCUGUUUCAGAAAAUAAUAAUGGGAAAAUGCACGUUACUGAGAUGAUACUGUUUUAAAUUAUACUAUACAUCACUUAGAGCUGACAGUAUGCUCGGAUUUAUAUGUGAUGUAAGAAAACAAAAUCUGGUUUCAUUCACACUUGUCUAAACAUAUAAUAAUUUCUGAAAGAUUCUUCAUUUCUGCUGAUACAACCACAACAUUUAGUUUAUUAUUUUUACUGAGGAAGAUAUUAUGGUGUUUAAGAACAUGACCUAAAGUAAUCUAAUCACACAUUAGGUAAUUUAAGUGAUGUAAUUAAAUGAGGAUCCUUGUCACUCUAGAAUCAAUGGAAAGCAAGUGUCACCUUCAGAAGGAAAUCAGACAUAACUCUUUGUAAAUCCUCAAAAGCUGAGGGUGAUUAAACUCUUUAUUUUAGAUGCUGGAUGAAAGGCAUCAAAGGAAAUGGGGUUAAUGGCAUUAAUUUGGCUUUAAAUGUGUAUGGUCUUACUUCUAAGUAAAUUUCUAUGUCUAAGCAGUUUUAGUGCAUAGAAAAUGUUAUGUCCAUAGAAAAUUUUAUGAAACAUUCCACAUAAAAUAAAGCUCUUGUUAGAAAAAUAA
Molecule: messenger RNA, 10702 nt
Organism: Oxyura jamaicensis (ruddy duck)
Lineage: Eukaryota; Metazoa; Chordata; Aves; Anseriformes; Anatidae
Gene: DSEL
Product: dermatan sulfate epimerase like
Exons: 2
Coding region: 1098-4748 (1216 amino acids)
Molecular function (GO): sulfotransferase activity; chondroitin-glucuronate 5-epimerase activity
Source: RefSeq, a predicted model, not a curated record